AUGUCACUGCUCUUCCGCCAUCUCCCCAGUUCGGUUCUCCUACUCACCGCCGAGGAGUCUUAUCGAUCAACUGGGAGGCUGAGAGGAAUUGUUGUGCGAUGGUGGAAGAGGCGGAAGAAUGAGUGGAGUUCGAAGGAGAAGAAGAUGGUGCUGGUGGCGGCGGAGGGAAAUCUGGUGCUACUAGUGGAGUUAAUGGCGGAUUUUGGAUCGAAUAUGGUGGAUAAAUCAGCUUUUGUUUUGAGCUCUGCUGGUGGAGUUAAUGGCGGCUUUACUGGUAUCAAUGCCGGAAGCCAGGGCGGCAGUGGUGGAGGAAGGCAGGAUUCCGGUACUUGUGGAAAUAGUGGAGGUGGGAACUCAAUGGCAGAAGGAGAUUGCAGUAAAAAAAGGCCAAUGCAACAUACAAUCACUAAUUAUCACUGGAGAACCACAGAGGAAAUGGUCUCGCAAGAAUCCUUCCAACGAUAG
Molecule: messenger RNA, 465 nt
Organism: Fraxinus pennsylvanica
Lineage: Eukaryota; Viridiplantae; Streptophyta; Magnoliopsida; Lamiales; Oleaceae
Source: the annotation of a GenBank genome assembly